AUGGCGUCCACGUCGAAGAACGCACAGCGCGCUGCUGCUUCGGUAGCUCACUCAUAUCACGUUUGUCUAGCACGGCGUAUGUCGCGGCUGCCGACACUGCUCUCCAACAUCAGCGCACCAGCUGCCUCGAAGGCAUUGGAUCGAUAUGAAAGCAAACGCAUUCAUAGUAGAUCCUUCAGCUCAUCUCUAGCGGCGCAAAGAGUCCAGCGACCCACAUCUGCUGGUCCAAUACUCACCAAUCCCAUCUCGGACCACGAAAAGGACAACGACGAACUGCGCUCCCUGUUCGACGCACCACCAACUUCCUCUUCCGCGAACCAUCUUAGAUCAUCUGGCCCCUCAACAGGACUGUUCGAGAUCCCUUCACUCACAUCGCCACAAAAUUUUCUCGUCCUAGCGCAGCAGACGCUUGCGCGUGCCCAGCUGCUCGUAGACCGGAUCGACCGGGCUGGUUCCGCGGACGCCAGCACAGCUCAAGGCAUCAAGGAGCUCAAAGAAGUGGUUCGAAACCUCGAUAGGCUUAGCGACCUUCUCUGCGGAGUCAUUGAUAUGGCCGAACUGGUGCGCAAUGCUCAUCCUGACCCGGAGUGGGCCGAAGCAGCCAAUGCGGCAUACGAAUAUCUGUGCGGCUACAUGAACGUUCUCAACACACACACUGGGCUGUACAGUGUACUCAAGAACAUUCUCUCUAUUAAAGAGGUAGCAGAGACGCUAUCAAAGGAAGCCACGGCUGUAGCACAGGUGUUUUUACGCGACUUUGAAAAGUCGGGCAUCCAUCUACCACCAGCUGAGCGCGAACGAUUCGUGCAGCUCUCGGACGAAAUUUUGGUUCUCGGUCGCGGAUUCUUGCAAGACAUCGCUGGGAAUGAUGCUUCAGACGACUUUGCUCGCAUAGCAAGUGCACAAGCGGAUGCGGACAAAUCAGACAUGGUUGGGCUGCCAACGCAUUGGUUGGAAGACGUCAAUCCGACGAUACUGAAAGCGGUGCGAGCGAGCGCGAUUACUGACACCGAUGGCUUGCUCACCUUUUCCGCCGCCGACCAACCAUGGGUAUUUCAAACACUACUCAAGUACGCGCCGGAUGAACGUGCUCGGAAGGUCGCCUUCCGCGCUGCGAACUACGGCAGCCAGGCUCAGGUGCAACGUCUGGAACGGCUGCUGAAAGCGCGUGCUGAACUUGCCACUCUCACGGGCGCCAGUUCGUACGCUGAAAUGGCUUUGGGAGACAAAAUGGCCAAAGAGCCGCAGAACGUCGAAGAAUUUCUGCGUGCGCUAACGAAACAUCAUCGUCCGCGAGCCUCGCACGACCUCGACAAGCUUCGGCGACUCAAACACAAUGCCACCGUCUCAGAGCCUGCCCAAAACACACGGCAAUCGACGUUCAACACAAAUUCGACGCUGCCCGAGUUCGCACCGUGGGAUAGGGAUAUGUACACCGAACAACAUUUUCGUUCGGCAUCGCUCAGCAACGUUCAGCCUCUCUCGCCGUAUUUGAGUGUCGGAUCCGUGUUCGCCGGGCUUUCUCGGUUGUUUUCUGCAUUGUACGGCAUACGCUUCCGAGCCAGUAUGGUGGCUCCCGGCGAAGUUUGGAGCGAAGGAGCAGGUGAUGUGAUGAAGGUCGAGGUGCUGGAUGAAUCCGAAGGUGCGCGUGGCACCAGUGGCUCUGCUGAGGGCUUGAUCGGGACCAUCUACGCGGAUCUUUGGAGUCGAGAGGGGAAGCCUGGCGGAGCAGCGCACUACACUGUUCGUUGCUCCAGGAGGGUGGACAAGGACGAUGAAGCAGGAGAUUUUACUUAUGGACGAGCCGAGGAUGGGCGGGUGGUGAGACCUCAAGAUCUGGGAGGGGAAGGGUGUGGGAACCCACUACAAGCGCCAACGUUCGAACAGCGCGAGCGUCCUGGAAGGUACCAGUUACCUGUCGUAGUCUUGAUGUGCGACUUUGCUCGUCCGGGAAACGCGAAUCAAGGGCCGUGUCUGCUGGGUUGGCAUGAGGUCGAAACGUUGUUUCACGAAAUGGGCCAUGCGAUCCAUUCGAUGAUUGGACGAACUUCGUACCACAACGUAUCUGGUACACGCUGCGCGACCGACUUUGUCGAACUACCGUCGAUCCUGAUGGAACAUUUUGUCUCUUCUCCUCAAGUGGUUCACCUGCUCGCACGCCAUCAUUCUACCGGGGCAAGUUUACCGUUCGAACACCUCUCAUCGCAUCUCGCCGCAAGUAAAUCACUGGAAGGCUUGGAUACAUACCACCAGAUCCUGCUCGCGCGUCUGGACCAGCUCUACCACUCACAGCUAGCUGCGUCUCCCUCGUUCUCGUCUACCACGACCUACUCGGAUCUGGAUCGUCAAAUGCAUCUCCCGGGAGCUCCCAACCUGUCGUAUACAGAAGGCGCUCAUCCACAAGUACGCUUCGGCCACCUGUUCGGUUACGGCAGCACGUACUACUCGUACCUGUUGGAUCGGGUGAUCGCGAGCAAAGUGUGGAACCAUCUUUUCGCCAAUAACCCACUCGACAGGUACGCUGGCCAAGUAUUCAAGAACCAAUGCUUAAAGUACGGCGGUGGCAAAGACCCCUGGCACAUCCUCGCCGACGUGCUCAACGAAGACUCUGUCAGGCAAGGCGAUUCUCGCGCCAUGCAACAGGUCGGAAAGUGGGGCAUCGAGUGCUAA
Molecule: messenger RNA, 2670 nt
Organism: Mycosarcoma maydis (corn smut)
Lineage: Eukaryota; Fungi; Basidiomycota; Ustilaginomycetes; Ustilaginales
Exons: 1
Coding region: 1-2670 (889 amino acids)
Biological process (GO): peptide metabolic process
Cellular component (GO): mitochondrion
Molecular function (GO): metalloendopeptidase activity
Source: RefSeq, a predicted model, not a curated record